CCUCCCUCUGCACUGAUCCAUGGAUCUACCCUUGAGUUGUUGCAAUCCCCCCUCAAACAGCAAUUCUACCUGAUGGAGAGCUGGGGAAGGGGGUAUCUGGCUAUGUUACCAUAACCAUACAUAAAAUGAUGAUGUGAUUGAGAACUUGGGGACCCCAUGGACCACAUUUCACAUUUGGCUCUAGUGACACAACCAGAUGCUUCUCUGAUCCAUCACAGCUACCAGCAGGCAUGGAAUGGAUAUGUGGGGUGUGUAUGCUGCAACAAACCUACAACAGGUUCCCAGAGUCAGUGAAUGCCCAGCUGUAGAACUAUUAGCCCCAUUGGACCAUACAGGAUUGUAGCCAAGGUGUGGCUAAGAAUAGAGGAACCUGCUUGCUUCCUCCAAAUUAUUCUGCAAGUUCUUUCCAUCACAAUUAAAUAUCCAAAAGCAAAUAUGUAUACAUUCUUCCCUGCUCCAAACCAUCAUCUGGGCCAGACCGUUUGUACUGAUGGACUAACUUUGGUUCAAGAUGAUGUCUGUAUGUGUUGCAAAGCCUGAGUUUGACAUGCGAUGGUAUUUCCUCUUAUUCCUAUACAUGGAGCUGGCUGACUGUACACAGUUCAGUCUCAUAGAGAGGCUGAAGAUCUACCUGGAGUGCCAGCUGAUGGAGAAGCAAGAUCUAGAGCGGAGAGUAAUUGAAGCAGAGGCAGCCAUGUUGGAAAUGGAGAAUGCAGUGGCUGUUCUGCAGAGGAGAUUGCAGAAUGCAGACUAUUCCUCCACAAAGCAGAUGGAUGCUCCAGAAAAUGAUGUACUCGGGCUCUCAAGUUCUACUCUCUUACCCAUGGAAGCUCCUAGCAAGGUACAAGAUUUUGACAGUGUGAGUACAACCAGUACACUUCCAGUGACCUCCCCACUGAGCAAAGCAAGUGAUGACCAUUAUGAAACACUCUAUCAUUCUUCAGACAAUCCAGAUGUUUGCUCCACAAGUUCAACCCUGGAAGAAUCGGUAGUGGAGGAUCUCAGUGUAUUAUUGCAUGUUCAUGCUUUACCAACUGGAGAAGAAAGACAUGAAACACGAGAGGGAAUGAUGGUAAGAGGCCAGGAGAAUGAAAACAGUGCUCUAGACAUUGCCACUAAGAAACCAAUGGACUGGGCUGAUCCUAUUACUUUUAAGAACCAAGCAGGCCUCCUAGAUUCUGGUCCUUGUGAAGCCAAGCCUAUGGCAAAGGGGAAAGUACAAGUGACUCACCCAGCUGGGAAGGAUGCUUCUGAUGAUGACUUGCUGGAUGGUGGCAGAAGCCUGACCAUCUGUUUUGUCCAUGCAAGUGAAACAAAGAUGGGGGAUCUGACACCAGAAAUCAGUCAAGCCAUGUCUAUACCAAAAAACCCAGAAGAGACUUUGGCUCUGAUCAAUAGCCCCAUGUCACCAAGUCUUAUCUAAAGAGAGGUGAAGGCUCUAAGUGAAAAGGAAGCAUUCAUUCAUCUACUUCUAUCAAAUCACUGGAAACAACAAAGACAAUUAUUAUGGGGAAAAUGGGUUUGAAAGGCUCACCCAGAGCAGCUGAAGCAAAAAAAAAAAAAAUGAAUUAUGCAUUUCCUCAAAUUACAACAUGGCUGUAGCUGAUACUUGGGGUGUAGGAACUGGAGUUAUGUGUCCAUCACCAUCUUGUCCUGCUACAUCAAAAAAGUAGUUAUGUGGAAUCUCACUAGCCAACAUUUCUCGCUAUGACAAACUCUGAAGGCUUAAUGGAGAAAGCUGAUCUUGACUGAAGACACUUUUGUGAAAUUAGGACACCCAAACUGUAGCAUGUAGAUGGUGAAUGGCUUCUAAGUUUGUCAUAAACUGAUCUGGAGGCAACAUCUCCCAAUGACUGUGUGCUCAGAUGUUGAAAAGCAGAUAAAAGUGUGUGCCUUUGGAUGGAGGGUGUAUGUAAUAGAAAAGCAUGAGAGGGAGAAGGUAAAUAGUUGCAUACCUGUAAUAAGAGGUGGAAGUAAAUGCUGUUGAGGAGCUUAGUUUGGAGUUUGGACACUUUGCAGUUGUGGUCUGAAUAUUGUUCUGGAUUAAGUUCCUUUUUUGAAUGGCUAAGAGGAAUAAAGGCAAAUGACUACUCCUAUUUUAAACCAAAACACAAGCAGAAGUCUCCACUCUCAGGUGUUGCUUAGAUUAUCUCUCACUAAAGCACAUCCACCUAUCUGGGAGAAUAAAAUUUGU
Sceloporus undulatus (fence lizard) is the source of this 2194-nucleotide messenger RNA. RefSeq lists its product as uncharacterized. The transcript is spliced from 3 exons. The record is from RefSeq and is a predicted model, not a curated record. Bases 512 to 1423 code for a protein of 303 amino acids. NCBI's taxonomy places the organism in Eukaryota, Metazoa, Chordata, Lepidosauria, Squamata, Phrynosomatidae.